Platichthys flesus (European flounder) is the source of this 7586-nucleotide messenger RNA. RefSeq names its product slit homolog 3 (Drosophila) (gene slit3). Gene Ontology annotation, molecular function: Roundabout binding; calcium ion binding; heparin binding. The transcript has 38 exons. NCBI's taxonomy places the organism in Eukaryota, Metazoa, Chordata, Actinopteri, Pleuronectiformes, Pleuronectidae. Gene Ontology annotation, biological process: axon guidance; negative chemotaxis. Bases 260 to 5065 code for a protein of 1601 amino acids. The record is from RefSeq and is a predicted model, not a curated record.
ACCCCCCCACCCCCUACUCCCACCGGCCGGCAGCGGAGGGGAUGUUCCCGGAGAAGAGGUUCAACUCCAGAUGAGCGUUUUCACCUUGGGUCAGUUCAGGAGUCAGCCGGAGAACUUCUUGUGAAUGGGGAGCAUUUGACUUUUACGCAUCCAGCUCAGUGACGCACGCACGGUUCGAGGUUUUAAGUGUCACAUCCACAAAUCCAAGUUCCCUCUCUUCUUAUUCAAUGGCAGGGGAGCGUUUUAAGGAGAUUGUUUCAUGAUCGAGUCUUUUCAGAGAAACUUUGCUGAACUUUUUUUUUGCAGCAGCGGACUUAAUUAUAUUUCGGCUUACAUCACUUCUUCUUUUUUAAAUCCACCGCACUUUCCAGUGGCCUCUCUUGACCUUUUUUCGGGAUCCUUACUCCCCUCCUCGGAUAUUCAAUUCAACUUCGGUUUGGGAGUAAUUUCAGUGGAUACCAUGCCUCGGACCGGAGCGGCGCUCUGCCGGGUUUGGGCUCUGGUUGUCGCGCUGCUGGUGAGCGUUGGCUCGGUGGGUGGAUGCCCUCACAAGUGCAGCUGCUCCGGGUCGCAUGUGGACUGCCAGGGUCUGGGAUUGAAGACUGUGCCCAAAGGAAUACCGAGGAAUGCCGAGCGCCUGGAUCUGAACAGGAACAACAUCACGAGAAUCACCAAAGUGGACUUCUCUGGCCUCAAGAACCUUAGGAUUCUUCAUCUGGAGGACAACCAAAUCACCGUCGUCGAGAGAGGAGCCUUUCAAGACCUCAGGCUGCUGGAGAGGCUUCGUGUGAACAGAAAUAAACUCCAGGUUCUCCCAGAGCUUCUCUUCCAGUCCAACCCCAAACUAGGACGACUAGACCUCAGCGAGAACCAGGUUCAGGCCGUUCCCAGGAAAGCUUUCAGAGGAAUCACCAAUGUCAAGAACCUGCAACUGGACAGCAACCACAUCAGCUGCAUCGAAGAUGGAGCUUUCCGGGCGCUACGCGAUCUGGAGAUACUCACCCUCAACAACAACAACAUCACCCUCAUCCCUCUGUCCAGCUUCAACCACAUGCCCAAGCUGCGGACACUUCGCCUGCACUCCAACAACCUCCACUGUGACUGUCACCUGUCCUGGCUCUCUGAUUGGCUCAGAGCCAGACGGGGCUUGGCUCCCUUCACUCAGUGCAUGGCCCCCGCCAACAUGAGGGGUCUCAACGUCCCGGAUGUGCAGAAGAAGGACUUUAUUUGCAAUGGUCCAGCCCAGACCGAGUCGAGGACUUGUGUCCCCCAGUUGGCCGUGUGUCCACAGAGCUGCAGCUGCAACAACAACAUCGUGGACUGUCGUCGCAAAGGCCUCACUGAAAUACCAGCCAACCUGCCGGAGGGCAUCGUGGAGAUUCGUUUGGAGCAGAACUUGAUUAAAAGUGUCCCAGCAGGAGCCUUCACUGCCUACAAGAAGCUCAAGAGGAUUGACUUGAGUAAGAACCAGAUUUCUGACGUUGCUGCUGAUGCUUUCAGUGGCCUUCGCUCACUCACCUCAUUGGUGCUGUAUGGCAACAAGAUCACCGAGUUGCCCAAGGGAUUGUUUGAGGGACUGGUUUCCCUGCAGCUGCUGCUUCUGAAUGCCAACAAAAUUAACUGUUUGAGAGUCAACACCUUCCAAGACCUGCAGAACCUCAACCUGCUUUCACUGUACGACAACAAGAUGCAAACCAUCAGCAAAGGCCUGUUCGCCCCGCUGCGCUCCAUCAAGACUCUUCAUCUGGCUCAGAAUCCCUUUAUGUGUGACUGCCACCUGAAGUGGCUGGCCGACUACCUGUUUGACAAUCCCAUCGAGACCAGCGGCGCUCGCUGCAGCCACCCCCGGAGGCUGGCGAACAAACGGCUCAGCCAGGUUAAAGGCAAGAAGUUCAGGUGCACAGGUCAGGAAGACUACCGCAGCCGCCUGAGCGGCGAUUGUUUCCAGGACCUGGUCUGUCCGGAGAAAUGCAGAUGUGAAGGCACCGUCGUCGAUUGCUCCAAUCUCAAACUGACCCGUUUACCUCCGCACAUCCCCGAGCAUACCACAGACCUGCGGUUAAACGACAAUGAGAUUGCCGUCCUGGAGACUGCGGGGACAUUUAAGAAGCUGCCUAACUUGAAGAAGAUCAACCUUAGCAACAACAAGUUGAGGGACAUCCGUGAGGGUGCGUUUGAUGGGGCGGGCGGAGUUCUGGAGCUGCUCCUGACAGGAAACAAGCUGACUGGACUGCAGGGACGCAUGUUCAGGGGCCUCAUUGGCCUGAAAACUCUAAUGUUGAGGAGCAACCAGAUCAGCUGCAUCGACAACAGCACAUUUACAGGUCUGAGCUCAGUGCGGCUCCUGUCGCUGUACGACAACAGGAUCUCCAGCAUCGCCCCGGGAGCCUUCUCCACCCUACACUCCCUGUCCACCAUCAACCUCCUCUCCAACCCGUACAUGUGUGACUGUCACCUGUCCUGGCUCGGUCAGUGGCUGAAGAAGACCCGGGUGGUCAGUGGAAACCCUCGCUGUCAGAGACCAGCCUUCCUGAAGGAGAUCCCCAUCCAGGACGUGGCGAACCCUGACUUCACAUGUGACGGUGCUGAGGAUAAUGGUUGUCUUCCUACGUCUGGCUGUCCUGACGCCUGCACGUGCUCAGACGCCGUGGUGCGCUGCAGCAACAGAGGGCUGCACUCUCUGCCCAAGGGCAUUCCCAAGGACACCACGGAGCUUUACCUGGAGGGUAAUAUGCUGACAUCUGUGCCCAAGGAGCUGGCAUCCCUGAAGCAGCUGUCACUGGUGGACCUGAGCAACAACAGCAUCAGCACACUGGCCCAGUUUACCUUCAGCAAUAUGACACAGCUAGCCACACUCAUCCUGAGCUAUAACCAGAUUCGCUGCAUCCCGGUCCAUGCCUUCGACGGCCUCAAGUCACUUCGCCUGCUGACUCUCCAUGGCAAUGACCUCUCAACCAUCCCAGAAGGAGCUUUCAACCACCUCACCGCUCUGUCCCACCUGGCUCUCGGUGCCAACCCCUUGUACUGUAACUGUGACCUGCGCUGGCUCUCCCAGUGGGUCAAGGCUGGUUUUAAAGAGCCUGGAAUCGCUCGUUGUACUGGACCUCCUGACAUGGCUGACAGGCUCCUGCUCACCACACCACUCAACAGAUUUCAGUGUAAAGGCCCAGUAGACAUCAGCCUGAUGUCAAAGUGCGCCCCCUGCCUUGGGGCCCCAUGCCAAAACAACGGUACCUGUGUCUCCGAGUCGACUGGAACCUACCACUGCACCUGUCCAUUUGGAUUCAAGGGUCUAAACUGUGAAAUACCCAUCAACGCCUGCAUUAGUUUCCCCUGCUCGAACGGAGGAACCUGCCACAUUCAGCCUGGCCAGGAAGACCACUUCAGCUGUGUGUGUCCAGCCGGUUUUGAAGGCCUUCGUUGUGAGAUGAACCCAGACGACUGUGAAGACAACGACUGUGAGAACAACUCCACCUGCAUCGAUGGGGUCAACAACUACACCUGCAUCUGUCCACCCAACUACACAGGUGAUCUCUGCGAGGAGGUAGUUGACCCCUGUCUCCAUGGUUUUGACCCCUGUCAGCAUGACUCAAAGUGCGUCCAUGUCGGCCGCAGUUACAGGUGCGACUGUUUGCCGGGAUACGUGGGCCUAAACUGCGAUCAGGACUAUAACGAUUGUCUGGAGAAUAAGUGUCAGCACGGAGCGGAGUGUGUCGACGCUGUCAACGGCUACACCUGCGUCUGUAAAGAGGGAUUCAGCGGGCUGUUCUGUGAGAACCCUCCACCAAUGAUCUUGCUGCAGACCAGCCCCUGUGACCACUCAGACUGCCAGAACAGUGCCCAGUGCCUGCUGGUUUCCGGGGAGCCUGUCUGCCGCUGCAUGCCAGGUUUCUAUGGCAGCAAAUGUGACAAGUUGGCCACCGCUCACUUCCUGGGUCGCGAUGGGUACGUGGAGCUGCCCGGCGUGAAGCUUCGCCCCAACGCACAUAUCUCCUUACAGGUGGCCACGGAUAAAGACAACGGUAUUCUGUUGUAUAAGGAGGACCACGACCCUCUGGCACUGGAGCUUUACCAGGGACACAUCCGACUCAUCUACGACAUCGCCAACUACCCACCAACCACAGUGUACAGCGUGGAGACGGUGAACGAUGGACUUUUCCACAUGGUGGAGCUGCUGAUUCAGAACCGGUCGCUGAGCCUGGUGGUGGAUAAUGGAGCCCCCAAGAGCCUGGGCAAGCUGGCCCGACAGCCGUCUGUCGACCACAACACUCAGCUUUACAUUGGAGGCGUUCCUCCUCAAGUGGUGGCCUUGGGUCUACGUCCAGGCCCCGACCGGUCUCCUCAGGCCUUCUACGGCUGCAUCCACAAUGUCCGAAUCAAUGGGGAGCCUCAAGAUCUGAAUCACAGAGCCAUGGGAGGAGGGCGAUCCCAGGGAGUCGAGGGCAAGGGCGAUGGGAUCCUCGCAGGGUGUCAUACCUGCAGUGUGUGUGCACAGGGUGUGUGCAGGGAGGGCGGAGAGAUGGGGGUGACAUGUGAGUGUCCUCCAGGACGCAGUGGGGCCCUGUGCGAGCAGACGACAACACCAACCCCCUGUCAGAACAGCAGAUGCGUUCAAGGAGCGUGUGUGCCGAAGGGUCAGUCCUACAGUUGUCAAUGUCGUGAAGGAUACCAGGGUCAGUAUUGCGAUCGACGCCAGGAGCCUCUGGCCUGCAGGGGGCAGCGCUGCGGACACGGGGAGUGUCACGUGUCAGAGGUUGGAGAGCCGAUCUGCCACUGUCAGCCCGGGUUCACCGGAACCACCUGUGACACAGAGCUGACGUGUCAAGGAGAGAUGUUGAGGGAGCAGCUGAAGCGCCACCACCCCAUGAGAACAUGCACGUCCACCAGCAAGAUACCGCGCAUGGACUGUCCCCGGUCCUGCCAGGCUGCAGCGCCCCCUGGUGUUUGCUGUGGCGUCACCAAGAGCAGAAGGAGGAAGGUGGUUUUCCGCUGCAGUGACGGCACCUCGUACUCGGAGGAAAUGGAGACCGCUCUGGAAUGUGGCUGCUCCAAGUGCCCGUUGUAACAGCACCGCAGCUUGUUCGUCUUGUUUCGCAAACACCCACCGCUGCCAUUUUGUGAAUUCUACACGUCAACGAGGCUGUCGCUCUGAGAUUUCUUUCCGCAUCGAUGAGCAACACCAUUAUGUGAUUUUCUUUUUUCCACAUUCACUUUGACCGCUGCCGAUUUGCCGCCAAGAGAAAACCACGAACGAAAAACAAAAAUGGGACAUGUGUGCGUGUAUUUGACAGAGAGAAAAUAUAUUGUAAGAUAUAAGUGAGAAAAAACAUAGAACUUAUUUUUAUUAAGGAUUUUUUUUUUUUGCUUAAAAAAUGAUAAAAGGACUGAUGAGCUGUUUUUAAUAUGUUGAUUAUAUAAUGUGUUACAUAGUAUAAAAAGUUAUUUUGUACCUUGUAAGAAGAGAGAGUACACCACCAGAUAGAUUAACAUUCCUUAAAAGUAUAUGAAUUUAUAUGUACGUGUAAAUCUAUAUAAAUAUAUACCCUAACCCAAUGAAUUUUAUAUUUUCAAAGUGUAUUUGCAUGAUGUUAAUGUGAGCGCUGAUGUGUGGGAGGCUGUGGACACUGAGAGACGAGGACGAGAAGAAGACCUCUGUUGAUUCCACUGUGAGGACAUGGGGGCGCUCUUGUUGCCCUCGCUCUCGGAGGCUGAAAGGAAACUGUCUGUGCCUGGCUAACCUGCUUCACUAUAUAACGGACAUCAUCCUCACCUGUGAGUUUUGGUAUGAGAAAACACAAAAGACUCUUUCCACGGAGAUGAUUUAACAGUUUGUUGUGUUGUUCUGUAGUUGGCUGUUGCACACCAGACUUGGAGCCGCUUGAGGUUUGACAUGAAAAUCUGAAAGACAUUCACUGUUCAUUCGGAGCUCAUUAUCAUUUCACACUAUAAGAAAUCAUGCUGCCUUAAUACCAUACGCUGUAAAUAAAGAUGGACGACACGUCUCCACUUCCUCCCAGUGGGUGACGCUAUGUUGAAUUUUUGACAUUAUAUGGAGCAAGAGUUUGUACAGUGGUGAUCAUUGAGUGGAGAUGUGGCAUUGAGGUCCCGCCCAAUCACACGGCCAACCAAUCGGGAGUCAGUCAAGCCGUCAAUAACGAUGUCUCACCCUGUUUAUAUAGCAUCAAAUAACCUUUGAACAUACUCUUGUGUGAUAGAUAACUCCCUUAAAUAACAGAAACCAUUAGGGGAAAAAUUAUUUGGCUUUGACUUUUUCAUUUGUUCCAUCCUCUAACAUUGUGAGGAAGCAAGAUGUAUAUGACAGCCAGCCACUAGGGGGAGCUCAAGAUGAUUUGGCUUUACGUUUGAGGAGCUGUCAUGUCGUCUGUCUUCAUAUACAGUCUGUUAGUGUUAGCUGCUGAGAUAUAAAAACCAGUUUGUUCGUCAGGUGACUACAGGAAGUCAUUUUUAAUCUUGUGGUUUCCUGGUGGAAGCCAUUGCACCAAAGUCAACACUCUUUGCCUUAACAGAUGUUUGUGCUGAUAUUUGAAAUCCAAACAUGUAGCGAAAUCACAAAUGUAUAUGAAUGUUCACAUGUGACAGUUGACAGACCAUUAAAAUGUAACAGUGGCCUUCUUUAAAAGAUUCCUCUCUGCUGGGUUCUAUGAAAUGUGUCAAUAUCCCCAAAGCAAACAAAAACAAGAGAAGCCCUAAUCGUGCCUUUUGUUGUGAAGUGUUUGUUGUAGAAAUCAUUUCCUCACAUUGAAUGUAAGAUUACAUCAUACACUUGUAAUGCGUUCAGUGUCUUGUACGAUAGUGUUAAGUGAUGCAGGUCGGAUUAUUCGGUGGAUUCUGCUUUAAGGUGCCAACAGACAGAUGGAUACUUACCUCAAAAAGUUGACGGUAUAGCUUUUUGAUAACGUGUUUAAAUAUCCACAUCGACAGUGGAUGUUUAAAUCAAUCAUUGUUCAGUUACUGACAGAAGUGCUCCAGUCUGGAAAGCUCCAAGGUGACGACCCAGUUACCUGCUGGGUCGAAGGAGCUUCUGGGAUUGUGUCGCGUGAAAAGUACCACAGAACAGAACGGCUGAAAAAGAACUUCAACGUCUUUCUUAUAAACUUCCCAUAAACGACUAACAUUAUUACAAGCAUAGCAAAAUACUAUAAUGUAACUACUACUGUAUUGUUUAGUUUAUACAUAGUUGCUUUGUUUACAACAUCUGCAAAGAAUUGUCACACUUUUACAGUUAAUUUACAGCUGUGCUAUUCCGGGCUUGAGACGAACGAGUAUUAUCCUUGUUGGUAGAUGUCACAGUUUUUCCUUCCUUCUGUUCCUUCUAUCCAAUCCUUCCCUUCUCCAUCCAUCCAUUCACUUUCUCACCAUCACCCCAUCUCUUCUGUACUUCCAGUCAGGUUCUCACAACAAUUUGACCUUUCACCUGUUGCUUCCCUUUAUUUGCCUUUUUCGAUCUCUUCCCUUCCCGUCCCCCAAGGUUCCCUUCUUCAUUGUGAACAGAAUAAAACACCUCCGAUGUGAGUGAUAAUUGAUACUUGUCCUGAAUGUUAAAAAUUAAACUACCAUUGAAACUA